AUGUCAUCAGGAUUUAAAGUUGAUACAAUUACCGAAGGAAAUGGUCAAAAACCAAAAGCAGGUCAAAAAGUUACUGUUCAUUAUACAGGAACAUUAACAAAUGGAAAAAAAUUUGAUUCAUCACGUGAUCGUAAUAAACCAUUCCAAUUUACUCUUGGUAAAGGAGAAGUUAUUAAAGGAUGGGAUCAAGGUGUUGCUCAAAUGUCAAAAGGUGAACGCGCUACAUUAACAUGCCCACCUGAAUAUGCCUAUGGUAACGAUGGUGUUGGCAAUGGUUUAAUUCCACCCAAAUCAACAUUACUCUUCGAUGUUGAAUUAAUCGAUUUCAAAUAA
Molecule: messenger RNA, 333 nt
Organism: Adineta steineri
Lineage: Eukaryota; Metazoa; Rotifera; Eurotatoria; Adinetida; Adinetidae
Source: the annotation of a GenBank genome assembly